This is a messenger RNA of Linum tenue, 687 nucleotides long. The record is from the annotation of a GenBank genome assembly. NCBI's taxonomy places the organism in Eukaryota, Viridiplantae, Streptophyta, Magnoliopsida, Malpighiales, Linaceae.
CGAACAUUAACUAAUGAGUAGUUUGUUGGGUGGCAUGAAUUGAAGGGUUUAAUAGAGGAAGGAGCAAGAAGAGUGCUACUAAGUGCGCUAGCUCCAAUGGGAUGUUUGCCGGUGAUGAUAACACUUUACUCCAAGCAUCCUCUCUUUGAUCGCCGGUGCCUUGACCAAUACACCCAGGUGGCCGUCGAUUUCAACCUCAUGGUUCAGAACGAGUUGGACCGCAUCAAACCUCAGCUCGCGAGUGGAGGAGUCAAGAUCUAUGUAUCCGACGUCUACCAUGCCGUCAACGACAUGAUCCAACGCCCACAAACCAAUGGUUUCGAAGAAGUGAAUGCCGGGUGCUGUGGGACUGGGUUCUUGGAAGCCGGAUUCUUGUGCAACCCGCAUUCGCUUGUUUGCCCCGACGCUUCCAAAUACAUAUUUUGGGAUUCCAUUCAUCCCACAGAGAAGACAUACCACAACGUUUUUAAAGCAGCUCGUCCCGCCAUUGAUCUUCUUAUCAAGGACUAAUUAAUUUGUUGAAUUAUAUAUAUAUAUUCCCCCCAAAUAGCGGUUUUCGUUGUUGGUCAAUUCUUUUUUACUUCGAUUAGGGUAAUGCAUCUGGUGAAAUACAUGUAUACGUGAGCCUGUGUAAAUGUAAUGAUUCAUGAUUAAACAAGACCCCUUACUUUUGUUACUCCAAACACC